UAGCGUAAGGGGCGGGAUCUGUUGAAUAUGGUUGGGGAGAAAAAUUCUGCUGGGAACAAGAUUCUACCGGGGAAGGGAAUAUAUACAUAUACAUAUAUAUUGUUAUCAGUCUGUUAAGCUUUAUCCUAGUGGACGCCUUCCUCUGAAUAAUUGCUAUUAUUCACGCGAUUAAUGCCACUCCAAGGCUUGUCUUGUAGGAAAAAAAGGGAUGAUCCCGUGCUGUGAGAGGACUUGUUUUGGUGUUUUGCUAGGUCAAGAAGCCUGAGUAAUAUUAUCUGGGUAACGUAGAUCGAACUUUUAACAAAUUUAUAGAACGGCACGGGGGAUAUAGUCACGUGCGUCUUGUGAUAUAAUUAUAAAUAUAUAAUCAGAUAGUUGUGUACCGCUAAGUAACAUCAUCAGGGGCUACUUCUUUUCCGAUAGGAAUGCUAAUGCUGCUUAGCUUAAUGAACAAAAGCUGAAGACGUCAACAGCGCUCGCGACAACCGCUUGUCAGUCUGUAUAUCUGUAACUCGGCUUAACCCAGUUGUUAUUGAUAUUUAAAACAUAAAUAUUAAUGAAUGAUAAUUGAUAGAAGUCGCGUGCAUGCGUCUAGGCUGGGUUUAGAUAUCGAGCGCCUGUGAGCUGGUCUAUUACACCUUUUUUUCAAAAUUCAAAUUUUAAAUUAUAAUUUUCCUGACAAAUUACAAAAAUAUAAUUUGGCGUUAAUUAGACAAGGAUAAACUGUAUAUACAGUAGAUAUAAACAAAAAUAUAUGUCACACGUCCAUCUUAAAUUGUUUCAUCACUUUAUUGUUUUUGUUACAGUACAAGCGGACUUUUCUAUAUAUGUAUAUAUUGUGUCAGACUUCCGGUCGACCACUUCCGGUUAAUUUAGCACAUCAAGGUAAUUUUUUCCCCCUCAGGAGAUAAUAACAUUACACUUUUUUCGUUGUUAGUAUCAAAGUUGAUUUACUAUUAAAUAUAGAUUUGUGUUGGGGGAAAAAUAAAAAACUAUAUCGUUUCUCCGGGUGGAACUGGUACGAACCGGUUUAGCCAGCUAGCUAGCUAGUUUGCGUGGUUUACUGUCAAGAUUGUCACUGCAUUAAAAAAAACAAAACAAAAAACUAUUAUAUUAGAUAAAUAAACUGUGCAUGUUGAUAUAUUCUAAUCCGAACUCGUGUAUUUAUUUAUAUAUUUUUGUUCAGUUUCUAAAACAAAAAAAAACAUUUUAAUUUACAAAGAGACAAAGUGUUUUCCAUGACAACGCAUCCAAACAAGGAUUAGUUAAAUAAACCUACAUGUGAAAGUAUCUGUUAAGCUAGCGGCUUUAUUCUGUGUUACCCGCAGCUGAAAGUUACGCUCACGAUCGUUGCAGCUGCUGCUAGCUCAAGUCCGUUCCACACUUUAGACUUCGCUUCAUCCCAUUCGACUGCAGUCGAUUUCUCCGUCUAAAAAAAUCAGUCAUUGUUCUAGUUUCAGAACGUCUCUUGCGAUAAGGUUUAUUUUUUUAGAAUAGUUGCAUUCGUGAUUGUUGUGUGUUGAAGUGGCUAACAAAUCGAACAGAAGUCUGGAAAGUUACGACUCCGCAUUUUAAAAUAUGGUGGAUAAUUCAGUAUCGACUAUAAUAAAGAUUAGUUAUCAUUAAGUUGCUAUAGUCAGGGCUGUAAAAAAGAAAAAAAAAAUUGACUCAAAUAAAUACAGAAAUAUUUUAAACUCCAAAAAUUAAACAGUACUGACAAACUUCUCACUUUAUUUUCUUUCUCUUUUUUUUUUGGUGUUAAUUCUUGAUUUUAUUUUGUAGUCUUAGAUACUUCUUUGAUAUUACUUUUUAGUCUUAGAUACUACUUUUACACACUACUUUUACUACUUUUAUUUUUACUUCUUGAUCAGUAAAAAUCAAUGAUGUAUUGAUCCGGAAGGUUUGAGGUGAUCGGUUGAUGCACUGGAACAGUUUUCCGAGAAAAAUUAAGGUUCCUUUGGGUCACAGCCCUUACCUUAGGAAUCAUCCCCAUCUCUCCGUCCCUUCAGUAGUAUAGUGGCAGAAUGAGCGGGGCCGGAGAUAAGGGCGUCAAUGGGGUUCUGGUCUGUCAGGAGAGUUAUGCGUGUGGCGGAACGGACGAAGCGGCGUACGAGUGUGACGAAUGUGGCAGCUUACAGUGCACACGCUGCGAGCUCGAGCUCCAUCGGCAGGAGCGCAUGCGCAAUCACGACCGGGUUCGGAUCGCACCGGGACACGUGCCGUUCUGCGACCAGUGUAAAGGACAGGCAGGCACCCCGACUAACGGAUCCCGGCACCGGGCCGUGGUGCGCUGUCAGGGCUGCAAGAUCAAUUUGUGCCUGGACUGUCAGAAACGGACGCACAGCGGCGUGAGCAAGAGGAAACACCCGCUUUUUACUUAUCCACCAUGCAAAGCACCGGAGAAGAGCCCUAACGCCGGCGAUGAAGUGGUAGAUGAUGGGAAAGCUCAGCUGGAAAAAGUUUGCAGCUUCCUCCUGGUGGAUGAGAAGGAGGAUAUGCAGGUGAAGGACGCAGACGAGUUUGUCAGCAGGCUGGGCUGCGCCCCGGACGAGCUCCUGAAGGUGGUGUCCAUCUUCGGGAACACGGGCGAGGGCAAAUCCCACACCCUCAACCACACCUUCUUCAGAGGCAGGGAGGUGUUCAAGACGUCUCCCACGCAGGAGUCCUGCACGGUGGGCGUGUGGGCGGCGCUGGACCCGCUCCAUAAAGUCGUGGUGGUGGACACCGAGGGGCUCCUGGGAGCCGGAGCUAACCAGGGCCAGCGCAUUCGUCUCCUGCUGAAGGUCCUGGCCGUGUCCGAUCUGGUGAUUUACCGCACGCAUGCCGACCGGCUCCAUGAUGACCUCUUCAAGUUCCUGGGCGACGCCUCGGAAGCGUAUUUAAAGCAUUUCACCAAGGAGCUGAAAGCCACCACGGCCCGCUGCGGUCUGGACGUGCCACUUUCCACUCUGGGCCCGGCCGUGAUCAUCUUUCACGAGACCGUCCACACCAAAUUACUGGGCUCGGAUAAGCUCUCAGACUCAGCAGAGCGUCUCCUCCAGGAGCGUUUCCGGAAGCUUGGCCUCUUCCCUGAGGCGUUCAGCUCUAUCCAGUACAGAGGCACUCGAACCUACAACCCUCCCACCGACUUCAGCGGUCUGCUGCGCAGCGUGGAGCUGCAGCUGGACAACACCACCACACGCUCACCGCGAACGGCCAGCGUCAUCUACAAAGCCCUAAACGCCCUGAGUGAGCGGUUUAGUGGUGAGAUCCCUGAUGAGCACCUGUCCAGUAACUCCUUCUUCCCUGAUGAGUAUUUUACCUGCUCCAGCAUUUGUCUCAGCUGUGGCUCGGGCUGCAAGAACAGCAUGAACCACCUGCGUGAGGGCGUGAGCCACGAGGCCAAGCACCGCUGUCGCUACUCCGCCCACUACGACAACCGCAUCUACACCUGCAAGGCAUGCUAUGAGAGCGGUAAGGAGGUGAUCGUGGUUCCUAAGACCACAGCAUCCUCGGACUCGCCCUGGUUCGGUCUGGCCAUCUACGCCUGGUCCGGGUACGUGAUCGAGUGUCCAAACUGUUCGGUCAUCUACAGAAGCAGGCAGUACUGGUACGGCAACCAGGACCCGGUUGACACUGUGGUCCGAACGGAGAUACACCACGUUUGGCCAGGGUCUAACGGCUUCUCGAAGGACAACAACAACGCUGCACAGAGGCUGCUGGACGGAGUGAACUACAUUUCUCAGUCAGUGUCGGAGCUGAGCGUCAAACCCGCCAAGGCCGUCACUUCCUGGCUCACUGACCAGAUCGCCCCCGCUUACUGGAAACCCAAUUCACUCAUCCUCCACUGCUCCAAGUGCGGCGAGGCUUUCGACGACGGCGAUACGAAGCACCACUGCCGGGCGUGCGGAGAAGGUUUCUGUGACGGCUGCUCGUCUAAAAGCAGACCCGUACCCGAGAGAGGAUGGGGACUGACACCGGUCAGGGUGUGUGACGCCUGCUUCCAAAACCGAGGAAUCCCAGAAGAGCUACUGGACGCGGCUCUGCAGGAGGAGGAGAGCGGGACGCUGCUGGCCAGGAAAGUGGGAGAGGCCGUACAGAACACUUUAGGAGCCGUGGUCACUGCCAUCGACAUCCCACUGGGCUUGGUUAAAGACGCGGCACGGCCGGCGUACUGGGUUCCUGACCAGGACAUCCGUAGCUGUUAUCAGUGCCAGCGCGAGUUUAACGCCCGUCUCACCAUCCAUCACUGCCGGGCCUGCGGACAGGGUGUGUGCGACGGCUGCUCUCCUGACCGGCGCGCCGUACCGUCUCGCGGCUGGGACCAUCCCGUACGCGUGUGCGUCACGUGCAGCCAGAAAGCAGGGGAUCUUUAGCAGGAACGGAUAUCAGGGCGGAACCGUGUCAGGAGAGAGAAGCACGUGAUUUUGCACGUCGACGCUCUUCACUGUGGUGAAGCAAAGACUCAAGUAUCAUGUUUAAUUUGCAGCUUAAAAUUUUUUUUUUUCCACAGGAGGAAACCUCGAUGUGAUUUUGACAAUCCAUUGCUUACCGCGCGAUUCUAAUCCACAACCUGACGCCGAGUCACAUCUGGAUGAAGUAUGAAGCGUUUUCCCGGCGCAAAUCCAGUGCAUGAAUCCAGGGAAUCUCCGUACUGUAAUCACGGACAGGACGCUCUCAGAGCAAGCUUUAGUAUAGGUCACUUAGUCCACCUCGCUCGUUCCCGCUUGGCUUUUCAUCGUCUUCCUCCCAGGAGAACUCCAGUGUGCUCAUGUACUACUUAUGGUCAUGUAACCUCGUAGGGAAAUUUCCUUUUGACUAAAAACGUUUUCCUGUUUCCCGAGCAACUCAUUUUAUAAUAUUUAUGACGGACAUUUUUCCUCUAACGCACAAGCGCUACCUUCUGCACAGUGAGGAAUUCAUGAAUGGCAGUGAACAUACAUCACUUUCAGUAGUGAUCACGUGCACCCUUUCUGCACCUCACUACUAAAGUCAUGCGUGUCUCACUGGAACCAGACAUUUUACAACGGUGUGAACUUCCCCUUCUCUCCCUCAGGACACCGACCUGCACCCUGAUUUGAAAAGCCGGUGCCAUUUUAAUGGAGUGUUACUCAUAAGAUUCGCAGAAGAUCUUGUCAUAUAUAUCGUACGAUGAAGCUUCUCCGGCGGUAGAUCGGAUUAAAGAAAACCACUAGGUUGUGCGUACGCAGUAGGACUGGGAGGAAACGGGUGCAUGUACACGUGAGUUCAGGUCACUGGGAUAUACAUAUGCUUCGAUUACAUUUCUCCCAUCGGCAAAACCCUAUCCGUAGCCGUCUCACGAAUUCGCCGUCCUCCUAGUGGCGGAUUUUAGAUGGAUCGACUUCAUAUUAACGUCACCACUGAUCACGUUCCAGUUCCGCCGAUCUCAAACGAUUCGCAACCAAAGACUCCUGACUGAAAAUAUCGAGCUGAAAAUCCAAGUCGUAUAUCCAGCUUUGGCUAAACAGAAGACGUGGCAUGACGUAAACUCAUCCGCUUCACCCCAUACACACACACCCCAUCAUACUCAAACAUGAUUCAGUAGUUUCCGUUAUGCUCCUGGUACGGGUUAAUACAAAAAAAAAAAAAAAAAAAUCCUCGGGCAAAAAAUAUCGUUUGUCUGUAACUGAGUUUGUUUUAUUUAAAGAAAGUGUAACAUUAGACUGACUGAAUGUGACUGAGACUUGAUCAGUCACUGUCACGUUUUAUUCACCUGAGUAUGCUGAGUAAAUUAAACAUGAGUACUUUUAA
This is a messenger RNA of Hemibagrus wyckioides, 5751 nucleotides long. RefSeq names its product zinc finger, FYVE domain containing 1 (gene zfyve1). The record is from RefSeq and is a predicted model, not a curated record. Gene Ontology annotation, molecular function: zinc ion binding. The transcript is spliced from 11 exons. Lineage: Eukaryota; Metazoa; Chordata; Actinopteri; Siluriformes; Bagridae. The coding region runs from base 2025 to 4355 and encodes 776 amino acids.